AUGGAUCGAUCAUUAUCUUUCGCCGAAUUCAGCUUUUUGGCAGACGAUCCUCAGACGAAGUCAUUCAGCCCAAGUGCUACACCAGCGCAUGCUCCAAAUCAGUACGCAAACUACGGCUUCAUUGCUGUCUUAGGUCUUGCUCAAAGGUUACGCUUGCCCUUCUUGCCUAUAACAUGGCAGGCAACGCUGGGCCGAAUAGGAAGGGGUGGCCAGGCCGAGAUCAAUCAGGCUCUAGCCAAUGUCCAGACGAGUUUUGCAUUCAAACGCUUCAAGCAUCCAAACACCGAUCCCUUCAGAGAGAUUAUUCAAGAGAUGGUAGUACUCAGCCACCCUGUAAUCCGACAACACGAACACAUUGUUCCGUUAGAGGGGAUCUGCUGGGAUAUUCCACAACAUAAUGAGGUAUGGCCGGUCCUGGUCUUCGAAAAGAGUCACCUUGGAGAUCUUUGCGAAUUUGCAAAGUCAGAGAAUUUCAAAAAUCUAUCAAUUCAGGAUAGAUUUACAAUCUGUGCGCACGUUGGAAUUGCCAUCAGAGACAUGCAUCGCAAUAGAAUUGUCCACGGAGACAUUAACCCUCGAAAUGUGCUUAUAUUCGACGAAGGUUCUCAGUUCAUUGCCAAAGUGGCGGAUUUCGGGUUCACUACAUGCUUUCAGGGCGACAGUGACCUGAUUUCAAUACCAAAAAAGGAGCCUUGGAAUGCACCGGAACACCAUCACCGUCACUUUAGACCCGAGCAAGCUAAGCAAAUGGAUGUUUACUCAUUUGGUAUGCUAUGUUUCUGGCUAAUCUAUGAGGCGGGGUCCUCUGGAGGUCUGCCGCUACCUCCCAAUACGGUUUUAGACAGUGGUCAAUCUGUUAGCUUCGAUCGAUGCUUGUCAGAAACGAAUGUGCUCCUAGACUGGAAGAGCGAUAGCAACAAUACGCUGAUGAAAUUCGUUUGCUGGCUAGUGCAUGAAGACAGGCGCUUAAACAGCAGCGUAAAUGCUGAUCUAUUCAUCUUGUUCAGCACACGUUUACAAGUUUCUAGCAUUUUGCCGAAAACAGAACCUAUUCGAAUAAGCUCUGCUCCAAAGCAAGAAGAUUUCGAGAUUCCUUUUUCGAUUUCCGAGUUCUAUGAUGCAGACUUUCGGCUAAGGGAAUUCAUUAUCGAAUGUCUUGAAUCUACAGCCAUAGUGUCAACAAAAUCAACUAUUCAGCAUGUAUCACCACGGAAAGCAGCUUUGCAAUUAGCAUUGUCUUAUACUAUUGGCUUUGGAACAAUCAAAGAUGACAACCGAGCGACGUUCAUCCUGCAUGAACACUGCCUGGAACACAUAGACCUGAAAAGCCAGAUCCAACUGGUCAAGGGCGGUAUCCAAGCAUCUUCAUAUGACGGUCAAGUGUUUUCAGUAUUACAACGCCGAGGGCCAAUUCAGUAUAUCGACUUCCCUCAACACUACCGUGAAAAGGAAUUGCUGGAGAGAGCCGAAAUUAGUUGUGAACGGGAUAUUCAGAGCAUUGGCCUGGUCUUUGGCCAGUCACAUAUGCUAUGUUCUAAAGUGAAAGCCCGGCUAGCAACGAUAAUAAAAGAUCAGGGUCGAUGGAAAGAGUCUGAAGAAUUGGAGGUGCAGGUGAUGGAAGCGAGCUCGAGAAUGUUGGGCUAUUCGCAUCCUUCUACACUGAACAGCAUGGCUAGUCUAGCCUCAACAUACUGGAAUCAAGGGCGCUGGAAGGAGGCUGAAGAGCUGCAAAUGCGAAUGAUACAGAAAAGUCUGAUGGUGCUGGGCGAAGAGCACCCAAAUACAUUGAGGAGCAUGGCCACUCUUGCCUUAAUAUGCGGGGAUCAGGGACAAUGGAAGGGGGCUGAAACACUGAACGUGCGAGUAAUGGAGACAAGGAAGAGGGUGCUGGGCGAGGAGCAUCCAGACACGCUGAGCAGCAUAACCAACCUUGCCUUGAUCUACUACAAACAAGGACGAUGGAAAGAGGCUGAAAAGCUGAGCAUGCGAGUGCUAGAGAGAAAGAAGAGGGUGCUAGGCGAGAAGCAUCCUUCCACGCUGACCAGCAUGCACAAUCUAGCAGAGGCGUUGAGCAGUCAAGGCAACCUCAGAGAGGCUGAGCGAAUCCAUCGACAAACAUUGCUGCUGAGGGAAACCGCGCUGGGCAAGCAGCAUCCAGAUACGCUGACGAGCAUGAGCAACCUGGCAGUCUUAUUAUGCAAUCAAGGCAGCUACAAAGAAGCUGAACAGAUCCAUCGACAAGUAUCGGGAUUGAGGGAAACAGUGCUGGGCAAGCGACAUCCAGAUACGCUGACAAGCAUGAACAACCUGGCAGAGGUAUUAAACAGUCAAGAUGCCUUCAGAGAGGCCGAGCAGAUCCACCAACAAGUAUUAGCGUUAAGGGAAACAGCGCUAGACAAGAACCAUCCUGAUACACUGAUUAACAUGGAUAAUCUAACAGAGACGUCAAGCAAUCAAGACAAUCUCAAAGAUGCCGAACAGAUCCAUCGACAAACCUUAGCGUUGAGAGGAACAGUGUUAAACAAGGACUACUCUGACACGCUAACUAACACGAACAAUCUGACAGAUGCGUUGAACAGUCAAGACAGCUUCAUAGAGCUCAAAGAAAUACAUCGACAAACGUCAGCGUUAACAGAAACAGUGCUAGAUAAGGACUAUUCUGAUAUACUGGCUAGUAUGGAUAAUCAGGCAGAGACAUUAAGCAAUCAAGGCAACUUCAGAGAGGCCGACCAGAUCCAUCGACAAGCGUUAGCAAUAAGAGAAACAGUAUUAGGCAAGGACCAUCCUAAUACACUGGCCAGUAUGAACGAUCUUGCAGAAGUGUUAAAUAAUCAAGGCAGCUUUAAUGAGGCUGAACGAAUCCAUCGACAAGCCUUGGGGUUGAGAGAAAGAGUGCUGGGCAAGCAGCAUCCAGAUACGCUGACGAGCAUGAGCAACCUGGCAGCCUUAUUAUGCAAUCAAGGCAGCUACAAAGAAGCUGAACAGAUCCAUCUACAAGCCUUAGGGUUAAGAGAAACUGCGCUGGGUAAGCAGCAUCCAGAUACGCUGAUGAGCAUAAAUAGCCUGGCAGCCUUAUUAUGCAGUCAAGGCAGCUACAAAGAAGCUGAACAGAUCUAUCAACAAGCCUUGGGGUUGAGAGAAACAGUGCUAGGCAAGCAGCAUCCAGAUACGCUGUCGAGCAUGAAUAAUCUGGCCCUUGUAUUAAGCAGUCAAGGCAGUCAUAAUAAAGCUGAAGAAAUUCAUCGAGAGGUUUUUGCGUGGAGAUAUACAGUUUUAGGCAAACAACAUCCAGAUACGCUGAUGAGCAUGAGUAAUCUGGCAGAUGUGUUGAAUAUUCAAAGCAAAUACGAUGAAGCCGAAGAAAAGUAUCGAGAAGUCAUAACAUUGAGAGAAACAGUGUUGAGCAAGCAGCAUCCAGAUACGCUGAUAAGUAUGGACAAUCUGGCCAUUAUGUUGAACAAUCAAGGCAGCUUCAAAGAGGCCGAACGGAUUCACCAACAAGCGUUCGUGUUAAGGGAAGCAGCGUUAAACAAACAACAUCCAGAUACGGCGACAGUUGUUUUUAGCAAUCAAGACAAAUCUGAAGAAAGCUAUCGACAAGCAUUAGCGUCAAGGAAAGCAGUGCUAGGCAGGAAUCAUCCUGAUACACUAACGAGCAUGAACAGUCUGGCACUUGUGUUAAGCAGUCAAGGCAGCCAUAAUGAAGCCGAGGAAAUCCAUCGAGAGGUGGUUGCGCGGAGGAAUGCAGCGCUAGGCAAGUACCAUCCAGCUACGUUGAUGAGCAUGAACAAUCUAGCAGACGUGUUGAGCAUUCAAAGCGAGAACGAUGAAGUCGAAGAAGCAGUAGCGCUGAGGGAAAUUGUCACGGAAUGUGUUGGGAGCGGUCCAUUCGCGGCGAUCCAUUCGGCAAAGAUCCAUUCGGCGUUUGAAUCUUGA
Molecule: messenger RNA, 3936 nt
Organism: Endocarpon pusillum Z07020
Lineage: Eukaryota; Fungi; Ascomycota; Eurotiomycetes; Verrucariales; Verrucariaceae
Exons: 4
Coding region: 1-3936 (1311 amino acids)
Biological process (GO): protein phosphorylation
Molecular function (GO): ATP binding; protein binding; protein kinase activity
Source: RefSeq, a predicted model, not a curated record